AACCCCAAAAACUGCUCUCUGUCCACAUUCUCUCAACUUUCUCUUUCUAAAAUCUCUUCCUUUCUCUUUCUCUAGCACACAAACCAUCAAUGGCAUCGCCACGCGAAGAGAACGUGUACCUGGCGAAGCUUGCUGAGCAAGCCGAACGCUACGAGGAGAUGGUAGAGUUCAUGGAGAAAGUCGUCGGCGCCGGCGACGACGAACUCACCGUGGAGGAACGCAACCUUCUCUCCGUCGCGUACAAAAACGUGAUCGGAGCGAGGAGAGCGUCGUGGCGCAUAAUCUCAUCGAUUGAGCAGAAAGAGGAGAGUCGCGGUAACGAAGAUCACGUGGCCUCCAUUAAAACCUACAGAUCUAAGAUCGAAUCUGAAUUGACUUCGAUCUGUAACGGUAUCCUUAAGUUGCUCGACUCAAAACUCAUUGGCACCGCUGCUACCGGUGACUCUAAGGUUUUCUAUUUGAAAAUGAAGGGAGAUUAUUACAGGUACUUGGCUGAGUUCAAAACCGGAGCUGAGAGAAAAGAAGCCGCCGAGAAUACCCUUUCGGCUUACAAGUCGGCUCAGGAUAUUGCUAAUGUUGAAUUAGCCCCUACACAUCCGAUCCGGUUGGGGCUAGCUCUCAAUUUCUCAGUGUUUUACUAUGAGAUAUUGAACUCUCCUGAUCGUGCUUGUAAUCUCGCCAAACAGGCAUUUGAUGAGGCUAUUGCGGAGCUUGACACCCUUGGUGAGGAGUCCUACAAGGAUAGCACUUUGAUUAUGCAACUUCUUCGUGAUAACCUCACUUUGUGGACCUCGGAUAUGCAGGAUGAUGGAACUGAUGAGAUCAAAGAACCAUCAAAAGCAGAGGAGCAGCAGUAAUGUGAGUGAAGCCUCUUUGCUUAGGAUUGAAAUCCUAUGGACUUUGCUCAUUGAUCGAAAUUUGCUGUUUGUGUAGUUCUGAAUUCCCUGAAUUGUAAUACCUAAAAGCACUGUUUCUUGCAAUUUGUUGUUUUCAGCAAAGAUUACUUUUUUUCUCAGUAUUUCCCUUGUAUUUGGAUGCUCCAGUGAAACUCUCUUAUUUCGUGGAAAUGAAUUCUUGUUUUUACGGAGCAAAUUAUCAUUUUGUAUGUCCAUUUUCUUUAAGGAAUGGGGCGUUGCUGAUUUGAUCUCCCUUUUGAUUCA
Molecule: messenger RNA, 1160 nt
Organism: Nicotiana attenuata
Lineage: Eukaryota; Viridiplantae; Streptophyta; Magnoliopsida; Solanales; Solanaceae
Product: 14-3-3-like protein A
Exons: 4
Coding region: 90-857 (255 amino acids)
Biological process (GO): signal transduction
Cellular component (GO): cytoplasm
Source: RefSeq, a predicted model, not a curated record